Molecule: messenger RNA, 4551 nt
Organism: Opisthorchis viverrini
Lineage: Eukaryota; Metazoa; Platyhelminthes; Trematoda; Opisthorchiida; Opisthorchiidae
Exons: 11
Coding region: 1-1713 (570 amino acids)
Biological process (GO): regulation of transcription by RNA polymerase II
Cellular component (GO): nucleus
Molecular function (GO): DNA-binding transcription activator activity, RNA polymerase II-specific; RNA polymerase II cis-regulatory region sequence-specific DNA binding
Source: RefSeq, a predicted model, not a curated record
AUGGCGUCAAAUUUGUGUGUCCUUAAUUCUCAAGAGAUGCAGGUAUCUGGCUACAUUUGGGGCUGUUUUGUUGUAUGGCCGUUUUCGACAACUGUUGUCUCAGACCAUAGCUUACGCCACGUACAAUCCGGGGAGAGGCAAUUGAGGUUAUGGGAUGUUAAACUUAUCUUGGACGUUGCAUUGUGUGACAGGAUCAAUUCACGAAUACGCAGGGCUCGGGUCGCGUUCACUAAUUUGAGACACUCAUGGCGUCAAAUUUGUGUGUCCUUAAUUCUCAAGAGAUGCAGGUAUCUGGCUACAUUUGGGGCUGUUUUGUUGUAUGGCCGUGAGACUUGGACUGUUUUCGACAACUGUUGUCUCAGAACCAUAGCUUGUGUGGCUCAUUUCCGACGAAUCCGUAACGAAGCAAUUAAGAUGCGAGUGUUCCGUUGUGCAACGGAGAAUUCCACCGCGGAAUAUGUCGGACACCUGAAAUUGCGUCGUUCAGGCGUGUAUUACGCAUCCGAACUAUCGUUUUCCGAAAGCACCUCGUUUACUGGGUACUUGAUUCACUUGAUUCACUACAUGGCACCGGGAGCUCAAGAUACAGACUUGAGAUGUCAUCGCUGCUCGAAGUUUUUCAAGCUUCCAGCAACCUUAAAAGCCCAUGUUCAAGUGUGUUUUCAAAGCAAUGCUGAACUACGCUUCCAGUGCGAAGUCUGCACCAAACGCUUUCGAACACAGAUUCAGUUUACUCGCCACAGCUAUUAUGCACAUUCUCAAAGAACCCUUGUAUGUCCAGAGUCUGCAUGCGGUCGCGUAUGUUACUCACAGUCCCACUUGAAAAACCAUAUGAUCACCCACACAACUGAUCGACCGCAUCCCUGUCCGUUUCCCGGCUGUUCUUACCGUGCUCGAACCGCGGGGCGCCUGGAACAACACAGGGUUGUUCAUGGCGAGGGUAGGCGAUUUCCUUGUGACUACUGUGAUUACAGCGCUACAACUUCAUCUAACUUGAGACGGCAUUCCCGCAUCCACGCCGGUGCUCGUCCUUACCGUUGCCCACACUGUGGCCACAGAACGUACUCGUUGGAUGCACUGAAGAAGCACGUGUUGGAUUCAGGCCGACAUCCUGGUCUUCCACUGUACCUUUGUCCUUGGUGUCCGGGCCCUAAUGGUGCGACGUCUAGGAGUGUGUGCGUGGGCUUCAAUGCAUCUAACCUGGCCUGGCGCCAUUUUCUGACUGAACAUGCAAAAGAACUCGCCAGUUCCGACAUUUUUAAACGCCGUGAAGUCACGCGUUUGUUGGGGAUUUAUUGUCCGGAAAGUGAUUUCACCAAACCUCCCGCUGGUGCGUUAGUCCGGCAACCUUCAAUGGUCAACUGUCAUCGGCGCAAACGACUGCUAACGAAAGUGAAUCGAAGCCAAACUGGGAAUCACUCAAGUGCACCUCCACCAGAAGAUACGCAGUCAGUAGCGGCUCCGGACAAGAACGAUUCGUUGCAUAAUGUAAACACUCAAAAUUGUGAGGAGCCCAUAGAAAUUGGACAUAGCGAACCAGGUCGAAUUGUAUCCGGUGCACCCGAGUUGGCUCCCACGGCGUCUCAACCUUUACUUCAGCCAUCGAAUCCAACUGUCCCCAUUUUGGGCGAUGUCGCGACUAUGUACAAUCUUGUACAGUUUGGCUCUGGAGCAUUAUGGACACGUGAUUUUCUGUCUACAGACGCUCCCUAAUUAAUAGAUCCACCUGACUUUUCACUUUUGUGUACACGCAAGCGUUGUUUCUGAGAGUCUCUUGCAUUGCAUUUCCCAGAGCUUUGUAGUGGUUACGAAGUUCAGCAGCCUGCCCACAUCCAUCUCCAUAGGCUUUUCUCCUGUUCCGCGAUGGUGCCUUUUUCUCGGUGUGACGUGAUCCUUUGCCCGUGUCAAGGAAUGGCCUGUCUAAUUCAACACCAUACCUUACUUCGACUAGAACAUGUCUGAAGUAUCUUUAUCGGGUAGCCACAUGGCUAACAAGUUGCCUAUAUCCACUGGGCUACGAAGGUUUUUUCUGGAGUAUGCCAUUUGUUAGGGGCAGUUAGUUACAGCGCUAACCCCAGCCAAACGACUGGUUAUCGUCGUUCGUUGAUUUGAGUCUUAAUCUUGACCGCUUCGUGCAUUGAGUUCCUGCCAUCGGUGGCUAGUAUUGACUUCAUGACAUUCGGAAGUCAAAUGUAAAACCCACUUCUUUCUUCUUCAAAGUGAGACACUGGGUUGGCAGACACUCUCAAACGCAACUGCAUGCUGUUGGUACACUACUACUACACUACAUCGACAGCAUGACAUCAGUGUUGAACACUGAUGCUUUACUGCCGUACAACCGUAUUUUAUUUGAAAGCUGUUGGUAAUGUGUUGGGAUAUUGCUAGCUCGGGUGUAUUCAUUGUUGGUUGAUCAGGUGGCUGUUGCUCCGUUUUCUGAGCUUGGCAGGGGUUUUGUCGCCAACAACGCAAUGAUGAUGCCUCCUCGAAUGGUGAAGAAACGUCUGCAAGUCAGUUGCCAAACUCAGCGAACAAACAAACAGCCACCUGACCAAUUAUCACUGAUGCACGCUGCCUUGGGAGUUCAUUCGUGAGUUGAUGCAUUUUGGUAGGAAUUUAAGAGCACUCCCAAUAUCGCUUUCAGACAAGGAAAAGGACGAAUUCUGGGGUUAAAUGUUGGGUCUGAUCAGAUUCGCAUUGGGAAGGAUAGUGAGGAACUAGGGUGCUGCAUCGAAAUUUUGCGAUGCCACAAUUCAUAAUUUAGUGGAUUACGAAGUCUAAAGCGCAUAUAUCAGCCAGCAGGUUCGAAUACGAAUUCUCCGAAACUGGGGCUAUUGAUCCAAGUGAGCCAAGACAAGAGCAGAUGUCUAGUCGGAUCCUGGAUCGCCUUUCAGGCUGCCCAAUUUGCCAGGACAGGUGACUCGAAGUUAGAUAACUUGGCAAAAUACAACAAAGACCUACCUUCAUGACAUUCUGACAGUAGCAGGACUGUACUUGACCGUGAACCAGGUAGAAAGUGGAAGCGCAACAGGCUACAGCGGUUUGCUUGAGAGGCCAUCUACGCUGUUAGGAUCGACACUUCACAACGAACUUUUUGACCUGUUACCCACUUUCCACUACACUAUGGGGGAUUGAAGAUGUUCCACAUGAUUCCCAUAAUGUAACGAUAAUCCUUUCGUAUGAAUCAUCAUCAUUAUCAGCUGUAAGAACCGCGCACUUGUCCUACAGUGGUUGUAGCUGCCACAAUUUAGUCCAUCGAUGAUUUGGGGAGGUAGGGGCUAGCUGCGCAUUUGAGGCGGAUUUUGUGCGUAAAUACAGGUUUGUCAGUGGACUUUUAAGUGGGGGGAUUGGGAAAGGAGUUAGGUAUUGAAGGCAAGAGCUUGGAUGCGCGAGCAUCAUUGAGGGCGUGAAUGGGCCACGUCUAAUAUUGUCCAAGUAGUGGCGGAAAAUCUGGUGUUGGUUUUCAAAAGACAAAUGCGAAGAAGUUUGUGAACGUUGUUCGUUGUGACGUUACUGAGGCAUUCAAAGCUACGUAAGUUCUUCAACGUAUGUAUGACUAAUCCUCAUAUGGUGUGUGGUUCGAAUGCUUAUUGCCAACACCGGUUAAUUGUAUCCCUCUAUUAGCCAUAUGUUCAAUCAAAGUGCGUGAAUUUUUCUAGAGCUCGGUGGUUUUUUUCGAGAACUAUGAAAAUGUCAGCGACUCUACUUUCAUGCUACAGGGUGGUUGACUGCAGAUUACAGUCUCAGUAUGCUCAUGACCAUCGGUAGCCCCUUGGUGCUUAUCUAAGCAGGAACUUUCCCAUCUCCCCCUUUAAUUGCACUCUUUGCUGAUUUGUUGUGCUGAAUUGAGCAAUGAUGUCCAUAAUCUUUUAUUUACGGAUAUCAGUUCCUUUGUGGAGGAGUUUUACACUUUACAUGACACUUUCUUUCAAUUCCUAAAAGGAAACCUCCAAGAUUUCUUCAUUCUCUCCCUCUGUAUUGAUUCUCCGACCCCGGAUACUUCAACAUGUGCAAGUGUCUCAGGCUUACGGGAGCCGAUCACAGUGCUGGUCUGCAGUUCGAUGCAGGUAACCGAGUCAAUAUGGUUGACUUGCAGUAGCUGGUUGGCUCCUCCAAUCCAGCCUCUGAAUUCUGGGAUGAGGCUCAUCUGUUUUGCAUUUGGUGGUGUCUCACGUUGCACGUACUGGGUAACCGAUAUCUCACUAGCUUCAAACUUGGCCACGUGGACUAGCAGAAUUUCCCCAACAUGUAUCAGUCUACCGAGACGAUCAUACCACGCUGCGAUUGAGUUGGCACUGAAGUUGACUUCAAGUUCCUCGUUUUGCUCUACCCAUCGUUCAAGUGAUUCAUGUUUCUUCAGGGCUCGAAGUUUGCAUGGGAGAGAAAUCUGUUUUCCUGCAGGUAACCAGACCGUAUGAUGUAUUUUACAUUGGCAUACUACGAUAAGAUAAGUAGCACACAGAAGGACCCAUUGAGUUCCCAUAUACACCUUUGUAGUCCUGCUACACUAGUCCAAGACUUUAGAACGAUUCAGUUGUACAAUGGCACAAUUCG